Messenger RNA from Periophthalmus magnuspinnatus, 2729 nucleotides. RefSeq names its product lymphocyte specific protein 1 a (gene lsp1a). Gene Ontology annotation, molecular function: actin binding; calmodulin binding; myosin binding. The transcript is spliced from 13 exons. Lineage: Eukaryota; Metazoa; Chordata; Actinopteri; Gobiiformes; Gobiidae. The record is from RefSeq and is a predicted model, not a curated record. Bases 121 to 2031 code for a protein of 636 amino acids. Gene Ontology annotation, biological process: muscle contraction.
CGACAAGCACUGCAACACAAAAGACCAGGACAGCGAACUAUCUGGCACGUUUUUGAGGAUACAACCGAGGACACCGAGUUGCUUUGCUAUCGAGCAAACUAACUGACCAAAAGUGCCAAGAUGUCCCAAGCGUUAGUGAGAAGAAAUUCCAGCAAAGUGGGGCUGCAGAAUCUGAUGAAACUAACCGCCCAGAGGAGCAUAGAGGAUGCGGAGGAGGUAGAGAGGGAGCGCAGACGCAGGGCCCGAGAGGAGCUGAGGCGCAGGGACAGUGGCUCUGUGAGUGGGGAGUCUCCAGAGAGCCAUACGCCCACUGAGGACAGCCAGCUGGACGACAGUUACAAGCCCAGCAGCUCCCCGUCUCUGGAGGAGGACGAGGGCUUCAGCGACUGGACCCAGAAGAGAGAGAGGCAGAGACAGCUACGUCAACAAGAGCUAACCCACAACCACCACCACCAGAAGAACGGAGCCGAGGAAGAGGAAGAAGAGGAGGAGUGUGAUCCCAACACAGGGCAGAGGGGCGGCCACGGAGGCAACCAUCCCUCCCUCACCACUUCCAGACUCCAAAAACAGGAACAGGAGAGGCAGGAGAUGGAGAGGAGAAAGAAGAGGCAGGAGGAAGAAGUGAGAGCAGAGAGGGUUAGGAGAGAGAGGGAGAGAGAGGAGCUGGGGAGGAGGGAGAGGGAGGAACAGGGGAGGAGGGAGAGGGAGGAACAGGGGAGGAGGGAGAGGGAGGAACAGGGGAGGAGAGAGAAGGAGGAACGGGGGAAGAGGGAGGAACAGGGGAGGAGGGAGAGGGAGGAACAAGGGAGGAGGGAGAGAGAGGAGCAAGGGAGGAGGGAGAGGGAGGAGCAGGCUGAACGUGUCCGGAGGGAGAAAGAGGAGGAGCGAAGGAAGAGAGAGGAGUUGACCAAGCGAAAAGAAGAGAGCCAUAGACCAAAUAUAGAGGUUGAAAAAAGAAAAGAAAUGAAAGUGUCGUACACAUCCAGAGUUGUCCUGAACCAGGAGCCCAGACACUUCAACUCAAAUGGUAACACCUCCCCCCAAGAGAAGGUGGUCACCCACGGCAACAGCACCACUAUCAGCUGGACCAGGCGGUCCAUCAAUCAUGCCCCUGAGCCGGAGGAGAGUGAGGCCAUCCAGGAGACGGAGCGGCGCUUGGAGAAGAUCCGGCGUGGUCUGCAGGAGAAGGAGAGCCAGGAGCUGGAACAGCUGAGGCAGAGGCAGGUCGAAGCAGAGCACGAGCUGGAGGAGCUGAAGAGGAGGAGGGAGGAGAGGAGACUCAUCAGGGAAGAAGAGGAGCGACGCAGGGAGGAGGAGGAGCAGAACCGAUUGGCCAAAGAGGAGGAGGAGAAGAGGCGCAUGAAGGAGGAAAUAGAGAGGAGAAGGAUGGAGGCGGCCGAGAGGAUGAAGAGCCUGAGUACGUCCAGUGAUGCAGAAGAAGCAUUCAGUCCAUUUAGUCCUAAAACACCCACACACAAGAUCACAGAGAGAACAGAGUCCCUCAGCAGAUCACUUAAAAAGAGUAACAGUUUUAAGAAGACGCCACCCCUUGUCCCUACGUCAAAGAUCGACGACAAACUGGAGCAGUACACUCAUGCUAUUGAGACCUCCACUGAGACCCGGUCAGUGAAGGCAGCACCAUCUGACCUUCCCAGCACACCAGAAGUGGCAACAAAGAAGAACCUAUUUGAAGCAGGAGAGGUUUUUUGUCAGAGCCCGACCAAAGUACCAGGCUGCAAGGACACAGAAGGCCUGAAAGUGGGAGUGGCUAAUCUGAUCACUCAGUGGGUGAAGGGCCCCAAUGACUCCAGUCGACAGGGGCCAGGCAAACCUACAGACGUCAAACCCGGAGACGUAAUGCAGAAGAGGAACAUGUGGGAGGGCAUGGGAGAGAGCUCCAUGAGGCCAGGACAGAGGAAGGGCUCCACAUCUGGUAAAAAAUACAAGUUUGUUGUCACUGGUCACGGCAAAUAUGAGAAGAUUCCUGUGGAUGAUGAUGAGACCGAAGGACCCUUUGCUGAUGACCUAUAGAACAACUGAUGAGAUGGAAUUGAAUCAUGUACACCGCCUCCCAAUAGACCAGCUGAUUUCAACAACACCGAAAUGGUCCCAAAUAUUUCAUACAAUACAUCACAAUGUUCAGUUUCUCAAUCUUAUGUAUAAAACUAAAAAAUUCAACAAUUAUGUAUGGAUUUCUUUUUUUGUGUAUUUCCUAAUGCUAUGUACAUAUCUGAUUGUGAGCUUUACUGUUACUGGUUGGUCCAGGUUGGUUUUCAUAGAGUUUACAUUUGCUAUCAUGUAGGCAAUGCAAGAUUAGAGUUUAUUUUUCUUUAUUACAUACUAUAUUGGGUUAUUUUCUGCACUUACGUUUUUGCUUCAAACAAUCUGACUUUUUGACAAUGAGGAAUAAGAGUUUCUUUUAAUCAAUAAAAAAAUGAAAAAUAAAUUUAAAAAUGUUACAAGUGUUGUGUGUAUACAUUGUACUCUAUUAAGAUGUGAUACCAAAUUUUAAGACAAUGGAAUGAUGUUACAACAAUAGAAUCUCUAUUUUCAAAUAUGCUGUUACAUUAUUGAAAUUAUAAGGAAUAUGUUUUGUUGUCAGUGUUGGUGCCUUUAGCUUCAUCUGUAAAGUGCUGCACACAUUCCUAAAUUUUUCUAAAAUAUUUUCUUAAAUGCCAUCUUGUGUGUUUGUAACCCCAUUUGCAUAAAUAAAUUAAACGUUUUCUGAG